Molecule: messenger RNA, 2149 nt
Organism: Aphanomyces astaci
Lineage: Eukaryota; Oomycota; Saprolegniomycetes; Saprolegniales; Verrucalvaceae
Exons: 11
Coding region: 347-2038 (563 amino acids)
Source: RefSeq, a predicted model, not a curated record
AUUUCAGUUUUCCACCAACAAUCGCGACCAGGGCGAUGACGACUGCCGCCGCUACCGCCGCCUCCUUCGCGGGCCAAGUAACACCCUUCCUGACAUCAGGACAUCAGCUAUAUGUGGCACUUUGCCGCGACACCAUGCGUCGUCUGCAUACCCAAUCUCCUGUGACCCCUGCACAAAUCCAGCUCCUCGAACAACAUGGCAAUCGAGCGGACUCGUGGGACACUGUGUACACAUCGGGGAGCCUGGCAACCUUAAUCCGCGUCCGGAACUGCACCUUCCGGGGUCGCGUGCACCUUGGUUCCUUCACAAAGGAUGUGAUGGUGGACAAUGUGCCCUUUCCGAGCGGAUGUUACAACACCACCAUCGUCGACAGCUUUGUCCUGGACGACGCGUUGGUGCAAGACACGUUCCUUCUUCACCGUACACAUCACGAGUCCUUUCCGUCUCCUUGCCGACGCUGGUCAUUCUCGUAGGAACGUACGUGAGUCAUGGCGCCGUCGUCGUCGGCUGCGGGACCAUCACAUGCUCUGGCACAGACGUGACGAACGGCAACGGCACGGUGCUCAAAGUUGGCGUCGAGAUCGGGGGUCGCGAGAUCGCCAUGUUUGCAGACAUGCCGUUUCACCUCGCGGCCGUCGUCGGGGAAACCCGCGGAAACGUGUCUGAGCUCAAAGCGUACGAAGACCUUGUCCGGACGUACACGAAGAAAGUGCAGUGCGACGGCUUCAACGUCAUUGCGCACCAAGCCAAGCUCCUCCGUUGCCCCAAGAUCCGCGACGUGUUUGUCGGCGACGCGGCCGUCCUGGAAGACUCGGUCGUGUCGAAUUCAACCAUCCUGUCCAGUCCCGCCGAAGUCAGCUCCAUCCUCGGCUUUUCUCAAGUGCAUUCUUCCAUUCUACAGUGGAAUGCGCAUGUUCACAGCGGCAGUUCCGUCGAACGCUCCUUCCUCUGCGACUGCUCCCGCGUCGAGCGCCACGGCGUGGUCAUGGAUUCCCUCCUUGGCCCGAACACGGCGAUUGCCGAAGGCGAAUGCACGUCGACGUUCCUAGGCCCGUUUGUGGGGUUCCAUCAUCAAGCGAUGAUCGUCGCGGCAUUCUGGCCGCGCGGCCGUGGCAACGUCGGCUACGGCGCCAACGUGGGCAGCAACCACACGUUGAAGGCGCCGGACCAGGAGCUGUGGCCGGGCGAGGGCGUGUUCUUUGGGCUGUCCGUGUCCAUCAAGUACCCGAGCAACUUUACGAACGCCGCGUACUCUGUCAUAGCCACGGGCGUAUCGACGCUGCCCCAGAAGCUCGACAUGCCUUUUGCAUUAAUCAACACUCCCGGGCACAACAUUCCCGACCUGUCUCCAGCGAUCAACGAGAUUUACCCUGGAUGGGUGUUGUCGCAUUCGAUCUUUACCGUGUUGCGCAACCAAGACAAGUUUGACAAACGCAACAAAUCCAAGCGCACCAACGUGGACUCCCCCAUCUUUCGCUCGGACAUCAUCAUGAUGAUGCAAGUGGCGUGCCAGCGUCUCGUGGAUGCCGAAAAGAAACCGGUCAACCUUCGCCAUGGCAAACAAAUCAUUUACACGGACAAACAAGUUCCUGGAUUGGGCAAGAAUUACAUGACUGAAACAUCGCGGGUGGUGGCGAUUGAAGCUUACUCGUUCUACACGCGCGUGUUUGCGUUGGAAGGGUACUGGCACCAGCUUCAAACAGGCGCCAUCUCGAUUGAAACCCCUCUAAACCACCUUGCGAUCGUUGAUGGCCUCGACGAAUCUGCGGCUGCCACAUGGGCCCACCAACGCGCAAUAUUAGUCGAACAUGGAGUAGUCCAAGGCGGGGAUUUGCUGCGAGAACUCGUGGCGGCAUACAAGAGCAUUGCCAAGAACGCCCAAGAUGGCAAGUCCAGAGACGAUAAGCGAGGCCAGCACAUCAUCCCCGACUACACUCUGGUGCACAAGAAGGCAUCGGAAGAGCGCAUUGUGAUUGAUGCCCACCGACGGGCGAUGGACCUCGAGCGCGCCGUGGCAAACUAUCUGCCUCGGCUAUAGGAGAAGAAAGACAUGCAGGGAGAUUUCAAUUUUUAACUACCCAACAGCCCACUAUGUAGCGUUCCCAUAGCUAACAACUCUAUUACUACUACGUACUACUUACUACUCGUU